Molecule: messenger RNA, 2694 nt
Organism: Peniophora sp. CBMAI 1063
Lineage: Eukaryota; Fungi; Basidiomycota; Agaricomycetes; Russulales; Peniophoraceae
Source: the annotation of a GenBank genome assembly
AUGUCGCUCUCAUUCAAGGGCCACACAGUCGUAGUCACCGGCGCCGGUGGAGGCCUCGGCAAGGCAUAUUGUCUUCUGUUCGGCUCGCGCGGCGCGAACGUCGUGGUGAACGACUUCAACGCUGCUGCAGCACAAGCAGUCGUAGAUGAGAUCAAGGCCGGCGGCGGAAACGCCGUCGCGCAGAUCGGAUCUGUAACGGAUGGCGCGGCAGUCAUCAAGGCCGCUGUCGACGCCUUCGGCACGGUCACUAUCCUCAUCAACAACGCCGGAAUCCUGCGGGAUAAGGGCUUCAAGAACAUGACGGACAAGGAGUGGGACCAGAUCCAGGAGGUGCACCUCAAGGGCGCAUUUGCCUGCACCAAGGCUGCAUGGCCUAUCUUCCGCAAACAGAAGUUCGGUCGUAUCGUCAACACCGCGAGCGCAGCAGGUCUCUUCGGCAACUUCGGCCAGGCGAACUACAGCGCAGCGAAGAUGGGUCUCGUCGCAUUCACCAAGACCCUCGCACGCGAGGGCGCCAAAUACAACAUCCUCUCCACCGCCAUCGCACCCAUUGCCGCCUCAGCGAUGACUGCAACAAUCAUGCCGCCAGAGAUGCUCGAGCAUUUCAAGCCCGAAUACGUUGCCCCACUCGUAGCGCUUGUCACACAUCCAGAAGGUGUUGACGCGAAUGGCCGCGUCUUCGUUCUUGGUGCUGGAUACGUCUCCGAGAUUCGUUGGGAACGUAGUAAGGGCGCCAUCUUCAAGACCGACGCUUCGUUCACACCGAGCGCUGUCAAGGCGCGCUGGGAAGAGGUCACGGACUUCACCAACCCCGACCACCCGCAGAGUAUGCAGGACGGCAACAUCAUCGAGAAGCUCGAGAAGGCGAAGAACAUGAAGCCGAACGAGCAGGCUACGCCCGAGACCCGCUUCGACGGCAAGACUGCCAUCAUCACCGGUGCAGGAGCAGGUCUAGGACGCGUCUAUGCGCUCAUGUACGGUCGCCUUGGCGCCAACGUCGUGGUGAACGAUGUGAGCGAGAAGGGCGCUGCUGCGGUCGUCGACGAGGUUAAGAAGGCUGGUGGCAAGGCUGUUGCUGCUGUUUGCUCAGCAGAAGAUGGCGAAGCCAUCGUGAAAGCGGCUCUUGACGCCUUUGGCGGUGUUCAUAUCCUCAUCGCAAACGCCGGUAUCCUCCGCGACAAGUCAUUCACCGCCAUGACCGAAGCCGAAUGGGACGCCGUCAUCGCCGUUCACCUGCGCGGUACAUACAGGUGUGCGAAGGCUGUAUGGCCCAUCUUCCAGAAGCAGAAGUACGGCCGUAUCGUGACGACUUCUUCCGGCGUUGGAAUCUACGGCAACUUUGGUCAAACGAACUACACGACCGCGAAAGCAGCCAUCAUCGGCCUCACACGCACACUCGCGAUUGAGGGCGCGAAGUACAACAUCCUCGCUAACGCCAUCGCGCCGUCCGCUGGUACCGCUAUGACUAUGACCGUCUGGCCGAAGGAGAUGGUCGACGCGUUCAAGCCUGACUUUGUUGCGCCCGUCGUUGGGUACCUCACGAGCGAGGAGAACGAGACAACUGGUGGUCUCUUUGAGGUUUCGGGCGGUUGGGCGGCGCAGGUUCGCUGGCAGCUUGCUGGUGGACAUGGGUUCUCGAUCAAGAAGGCGCUCACGCCCGAGGCGAUCAAGGAGAAGUGGGCGAAGAUCACCAACUUCGACGACGACCGCUCAUCGAACCCGGCAUCUACUCAAGAGGGCAUGGAGCCUCUCGUCGCUAACUUCAACAACGAAGGCGGCGAAGAAGAGUCUUCCUCCUCUUCCCCGCACGACGACCCCGAAGACUCCCAGCUCGUCCGCGACGCAAAGAAAGAAGUUCCCGAGCCCACAGAGUUCAGCUACACCGAGCGCGACGUGAUCCUGUACAAUCUCGGCAUCGGCGCGACAGAGAAGGAGCUCCAAUGGACGUUCGAAAACCACGAAGACUUCUCCGCGUUGCCCACGUUCGGCGUUAUCCCGCAGUUCCCCGCCAGCAGCUCACUGCCGCUCGACUUCCUGCCCAAUUUCAACCCCGCGAAGCUCUUGCACGGCGAGCAGUACCUCUCCAUCAAGGGCCCUAUUCCGACGUCUGCCGAGCUCGUCAACGAGGCGCGCUUGUUGGAGGUGCUCGAUAAGGGCAAGGCCGCGGCCGUCACUGCGAUCGUCACGACCAAGGACAAGCACUCCGGUAAAGUCAUCUUCGAGAACCAGAGCACGCUCGUCAUUCGCGGUUCGGGCGGAUUUGGCGGAAAGACCAAGGGCAGCGACCGUGGUGCGGCGAGCGCUGCGAACCCUGUGCCGAAGCGGGCACCAGACGCCGUCGUCGAGGAAAAGACGUUCGAGUCUCAGGCUGCGUUGUACCGCUUGAGCGGCGAUUACAACCCUCUGCAUAUUCAACCAGAGUUCGCAGCUGUCGGCGGCUUUGAUAAGCCCAUUCUGCAUGGUCUUUGCUUUAUGGGUAUCGCGGGAAAGCACGUGUUGAAGACGUACGGCGCUUUCAGCGAUAUCAAGGUUCGCUUCGCUAGCAGCGUUUACCCCGGCGAGACGCUCGUCACGGAGAUGUGGAAAGAGGGUAAUAAGGUCAUCUUCCAGACGAAGGUGAAGGAGCGCGGCACCAGUGUCCUCGCGGCAGCUGCUGCCACUCUUGCGGAGGGCGCACCCAAGGCGAAGCUAUAA